AUGCCUUAUGAAUCUAGAACCUCGUUUGCUCGUAGCACUGGUUCUAGUUCUAAUCGUGACGACGGUAAUGAUGGCGAUUACGGUUCUAACGGAGAUGAUAAGCCUAAACCACAAUUUAAAGAUGAGUGUUUCAGAAAGAUGGAAUUAAUGAUUGAAUUCACGAAUCUUCGUAACCCAAAACAUUGUCCAAACGGUAUUUAUGUUAUGCCUUCUGCAGAUAAUUUUCAUACUUGGUAUGGAGUUUUAUUUGUUCAUAAAGGAUAUUAUAAAAAUGGAGUCUUCAAGUUUAAACUUAACAUACCUGCUGAAUAUCCUUUUACAAACUCAGUGACAUUUAUUUUUACCCUGAUCAAUAAUAUUGAUGGUUUGUUCCAUCCUCUUAUUGAUCCAAACACUGGGAGUUUCUCUCUUUCUCAACAAUUCAAGGACUGGGUUCCGCAUAAAUAUUAUAUUUUCCAUGUGCUUCAUUAUAUUAAGAAAUCUUUUAAGAAGACCGUCUUGGAUAAUUUGCUGGAAAAGCAUUGUCCGAAUAAGAAAGCUUUCUCUACAUAUCAUAAUGAGAUACGAACGUUUUCAGUAUUGGCAAAGCAAUGCGCUGACUUAUCAAUUUCAAAGACUGUCCUUUACGAUAACAAUAUAGAAGCCAAUCCAAUUCAAUUCUCUGUCUUACCAGAUGAAAAACUAGAUGAAUUGAAGACCUUUAUCAGUCCACCGGAAACCGAAAAAGGAAGGCCUAGCCACUCAUCUCGCAGAACUUAUUCUACGUCUUCAAUGUCCUCUAUUUUGCAUCCAUAG
This is a messenger RNA of Funneliformis mosseae, 795 nucleotides long. The record is from the annotation of a GenBank genome assembly. Lineage: Eukaryota; Fungi; Glomeromycota; Glomeromycetes; Glomerales; Glomeraceae.